UAUAAGUCUUCUUUACUGAUUGAUGCAAAGACCCACAUGCUCAUACCAACUAUAUACAUUUCUCUUCUUCUUCUUCUUCUUUCAAAACAACAGGCAUAGCUAGAAGAGGGAAGAUGGUUUUGGAUCAACUGCCUGCUGAUUGUUCUGCAAACAUUCUAUCCCUUACUUCCCCUCGCGAUGUGGGUCGAUUCUCGGUCAUCUCUUCGACCCUUCAAUCCAUGGCUGAUUCUGAUGCAGUGUGGAACAAGUUUCUACCGUCUGAUUGGCAACAGAUUCUGUGCAGAUUAGUGAAUUCAGUGGAUUACUCUUCCAAGAAGGACUUGUUUCUCAGGUUAUGUAUUCCACAGUUGAUUGACGGGGGCAAGAAGACUUUCUCAUUAGAGAAAGCAACAGGUAGAAAGUGUUAUAUGUUAAGUGCAAGGGACCUUUCAAUUACCUGGGCACACAAUCCCCUUUACUGGUCCUGGAAGCGAUGCCCCGAUUCAAGAUUUCCUGAAGUUGCAGAACUUAGGACAGUAUGGUGGCUAGAAAUCAAUGGAAGCAUCAACACUUCACUGCUGUCUCCAGAAACAGUUUACGGAGCGUAUUUCAUCCUUAAGCUGGCUGACCGCGCCUAUGGUUUAGACUCUUUGCCAUCAGAAGUGUCAGUUGAAGUUGGUACCCUCAAAUCCCAAGGUUCGGUAUACUUGCGACGCCAAGAUAGCGCUAAACAAUGCAAAGUUUACUUUUUGAACCCAGUUGAAGCACCGAGAACAAGGGUUACGGAGGGCGAGAUACGAACUCUGAAGAAGCGCCAAGACGGAUGGAUGGAGGUUGAGUUGGGAAGCUUUUAUAAUGAUGGAAGCAUUGGUGAAGUUAAAAUGAGCCUGAAAGAGGUGAAGGGUCAUCACCUGAAAGGUGGUCUUAUUGUUGGUGGAAUUGAGCUUAGGCCUAAAAACUGAUAACUAUAUCAUUUUUGUUUUCUUCUCUUCCUUUUCAUCCAACUCCAACUCAUGUAAUAAUUUUUUCAAUAAGGAGAACAUCUACAUAGUAUGAAUCAUGACAAUAAAUCUCAA
Molecule: messenger RNA, 1055 nt
Organism: Tripterygium wilfordii
Lineage: Eukaryota; Viridiplantae; Streptophyta; Magnoliopsida; Celastrales; Celastraceae
Product: F-box protein PP2-B15-like
Exons: 3
Coding region: 114-941 (275 amino acids)
Molecular function (GO): protein binding
Source: RefSeq, a predicted model, not a curated record